Vicia faba (fava bean) is the source of this 993-nucleotide messenger RNA. NCBI's taxonomy places the organism in Eukaryota, Viridiplantae, Streptophyta, Magnoliopsida, Fabales, Fabaceae. The record is from the annotation of a GenBank genome assembly.
AUGACCGAUACGAAAAUCCCCAAAAACCUAACCUCCCAAACCGUUUCCCCUCACCCACCCAUAACCCUCACACAUAUAAACCAACGCAAUUCCAACUUCUCUCACAACAAAAUCUCAAACGCUCCACAACCCUCAAACCAAAACCUUCUCCCAAUUAUGGAUCGGAUCAAAGGCCCGUGGAGCCCCGAAGAAGACGAUGCCCUAAAGAACCUCGUCGACCGCCACGGCCCGCGUAACUGGUCUCUCAUCAGCCGUGCUAUCCCCGGCCGGUCUGGUAAGUCCUGCCGCCUCCGUUGGUGUAACCAGCUUUCUCCUCAAGUUGAGCAUCGGGCUUUUACUCCUGAAGAAGAUAGUCUCAUCAUCAGAGCCCAUGCCCAGGUCGGUAACAAAUGGGCCACAAUAGCCCGGUUACUCUCCGGCCGAACUGAUAACGCUAUUAAAAACCACUGGAACUCAACUCUCAAGCGUAAGUGUUCGUCUUUCAUGGCUUCCGACGAUUCAUCCUUCAAUCCUCCGCCGCUCAAACGCUCUGCCAGCGUCGGCGCGCCGGGGAGUCCUUCCUGUUCUGAUUUAAGCGAUUCCGGAAACCAUAUCUUCCGUCCUGUUCCGGUUCGAUUACCUGUCGAAUCAAUAACAUCCGAACGAGAGCAGGAAAGAGAACAGGAGGAAGAUGACGGUCUGUUAACAUCGCUUUCGCUCUCGCUUUCUCUUCCAGGCGUGGAUAAAUCAGAUGUGGUUAACCGUCAACCGUCGAUAAGCCCUUCUCCGAUAAGCGCUGUAACGGCUUCUGUGGCGGCGAAAGUUUCUCAGGAAGUUGGAAUCGGAGCGUUGAAUUUGAGUGGUGAAUUCAUGGCGGUUAUGCAGGAGAUGAUAAAGAAUGAAGUGAGGAGUUACAUGGAAGAGCGUAAUGGAAUGUGUUUUCAGGGAGUGGAUAGGCUCAGAAACGUUUCUGCUAAACCAAUUGGGAUUAACAUUAGCAGGGUUGAUUCCUAA